AUGUCCCCGAAUCCUCGUAAGCGCGCCGCGCCCGGCGAUCCGCCCGUCUUCCCCGUUGCCGGCAACGGGCAGCCUAGCUUCAACCCGGCGAUGCAGCAAGACCAGCUGCUCCAAUGGUCUGGCGGGCUGCCGGAUGGUUUCCCCAAUCUCGCUCAAAAUGCAAACUCAUAUAUGAUGGGCAAUCAGGGCCAGUUCUUCCAGCAACAGCUUCGCCAACAGCAGCAGCAGCAACAACAACAACAGCAGCAGCAGCAGCAACCGCAACAGCUGCCGCUGCAGGCUGCCCAGCCACAGCAACUUCAUAUCCAGCCUCAGCCCGCCGUGCAGCAAGUAGGCCAGGUUCAACCGCAGCCGACAUCCACAGCCAUUGCUCGCCGGCCACCCAAUCGCGCCCUGGUUCCAUCUGUGGCCCGGCCGGCGUUUGAUCCGAACACGGACUGGUCUGCCUUUGGCGAUGACGCGGGCGCGCUGACUACCAGCCUCAACCACAGUGUGGGUGGCCAUCUCGCUGCCGGUAACAGCAGCAGCAACAACAACAAUGGCAAUGGAGGCACGGGCUUACCCGGCGAGAACGAGAGCAUCGAAGUCUUGGAAGAGCGCGCGCAGCGUAUCAAGAAGGACUCGCAAGCGAAGCGGAAGCAAAUCCCGCCGUUUGUGCAGAAGCUGAGCAGUUUUCUCGAAGAGGCCAAGAAUACGGAGCUGAUCCGCUGGUCCGAAAAUGGCGACUCGUUCAUCGUACUAGACGAGGACGAAUUUGCAAAGACACUCAUCCCCGAACUCUUCAAACACAACAAUUAUGCGUCGUUCGUCCGCCAGCUUAACAUGUACGGCUUCCACAAGCGAGUCGGCCUGUCAGACAAUUCCAUGAAGGCGAGCGAGCGGAAGAACAAGAGCCCCAGCGAGUACUACAACCCGUACUUCCGGCGCGGCCACCCGAAUCUACUGUGGCUUAUCAACAAGCCGAAAAGCGGGAGCAAGGCGAAGCGCGGCAAGAAAGACGACGGUGACGGUGACAGUGACGAGGAAGUGGCCAUUGACGAACCGUCGCAGAUGGCGCACCAUGCCAGCAUUCAAGGAAUGGGCAACCAGCAAGGACGCGGCUACGGGGCGCCCGGCGCUGGGCUCGGUGCCGGCGGUAGCAACCUCUUGGGGCCCAGUGGUGGCGGAGCAACUGGUGCGAGUGGUGCCGUUGCUCUGGACGCCAACGGUCACGCCAGCGGCGAGUUGGCGCCGCUCCAGAAGAAGGACUUCCAAAUUAUCAAGGACGAGCUCAACACGCUGCAGACGCGGCAGGCCCAGAUUUCGAAAGUGAUGCAGAGGCUGCAGUACGACAAUGCGCAACUUCAACAACAGGCCCGCCUCUUCCAGAACAUGCACGAGCGCCACGAAAACUCGAUCAACGCCAUUCUCAACUUCUUGGCCAACGUCUUCCGCAAGUCUCUCGAGGAACAAGGCGGUGUCCAGGGCGUUACGGAGCUGCUGGCAAGCAUCUUGCCGAAUGGCCAGAUGCCCACCGGCAGUGUCGUGGAUCUCACCGACGAUUUUGACCGACGGCGACCGACGCCUCAGGCAACCAAUCUGAGCACGACCCCGAUGAAGCGACAGCAGAGGCUGUUGCCCCCGAUCCCGGCGCCCAGCGCCUCCUCGACCACCGCAUCCACACCGCAAGCGUCCGGUAACAGCGGCGGCGCGGGUACCCGCGGGAGCAGCGCACGGUCGUCGUCCGUCCUUUCACCCGGGCAGCAACAUGUGGGCGCGGGCUACGGUCAUACAGGCGUAGGCCAAGCCGGACACCAGCCGGCCAUGGGUUCGGUUACAGAACUUUUUGACUCGCCGAGCGAAAACACCUAUUUGCAGCACGAGCUGCAAGCCAACCCGCAGGAAGGCAUGAUGCGGAUCAUCAACGACACCAACGCAAACACGCCGGCGUCCGGUUCUGCGAUUGACCUGCUCGAAGCGGCGGCCGGCACGCCGGCCAACAUGAGCACAGAUCAACGGGACCGGGUGAUUGGCCUCAUGUCGGGGCAGGGCAACAACAAUGGCAAUAUGGGCCAGCAACAGCCUCAGCAGCCCAAUGUCGCGAACCUGGCCCGGAAGAGUCCUAUGACCGGCCCUGGCGGCGUGCCCCUGUCCCCCCAGGUCCCGAUGACGAUCCCGGCGACCAAUGCUGGCAGCGCUCCCAACAACGUGCCGGGUAUGCUGCCAGCAGCGGAUGGCGCCAGCACAUCGCUGUCGCCAAUUCUCGGCAAUGUGCAGACCGUGCCGCCGCCGUCGCUGCAAGACAUCUCGAACACGCAGUCCGAGAUCGAGGCGCUCCAACGGCUGCAGGACGAACAAAAUGCCAAGAUCAGCGACCUGACGCAGAUGCUGGGUCCCCUGAGCCCGUCGGGGCGUGUUCCGGGCAUUGACGAAGACGCCAUCUCCGUUGGCGGCACGAACCCGGGCAUGCAGAGCCCGGGAUACUUUGAUCUCGGCCAGUACCUUGACUCAAACGCCUUUGGUGACGACUUCAACUUCGCGACGGACGAUCUCGUGGGUGGCGGCAAUGCGGGCGCCGGCACGGCAGGCACUGCGGCACCAGUGUCUGGUGGUGCUGGCGGCAUUGCCCCUCUUGCGGACGACUUCAGCUUCACCAUCAACCCCAGCAACACUGCCGACAACGGACACGGCGCUGAUGGCGACGAUGACGGCGACCACGGCCUCUUUGGCAAAUCCCCUAGUCCGGCUUUGACAGAAGAGAUCCAGCGAACCGAUCUCAGCAGAGGAAGCAGCCCGGAUCCGGCCGUGAAGCGCCGGCGUGUGAGCUAG
Sporothrix schenckii 1099-18 is the source of this 2808-nucleotide messenger RNA. RefSeq names its product heat shock transcription factor, other eukaryote. The transcript has a single exon. The record is from RefSeq and is a predicted model, not a curated record. Gene Ontology annotation, molecular function: sequence-specific DNA binding; DNA-binding transcription factor activity. Gene Ontology annotation, biological process: regulation of DNA-templated transcription. Lineage: Eukaryota; Fungi; Ascomycota; Sordariomycetes; Ophiostomatales; Ophiostomataceae. Bases 1 to 2808 code for a protein of 935 amino acids.